GCGGCCAACAAAAGGAGAAGUAAAAGGGAUUACGACUCUUAGAGAUCUUCAAAUUCAGUAUAAGAAGAAGAACCAAGAAAUCUGAUUCAAACUUGUUAGAAUCAUGGCGGAAUCAAUUCUAUUCAAUGUUGCGGCAUCCCUUAUAGCCAAAUUGGGCUCUCCUGCACUCACUCAGUUUCAAUUGCUUUGGGGCCUCGAUGAUGAGUUUGACAAACUCAAACAUACCAUUUCAGCCAUGGAAGCUGCGCUUCUUGAUGCAGAGGACCAACAGUUCAAGAGCCAUGAAGUGAAGAAUUGGAUUUCAAGGGUCAAAGAUGCUUUCUACGAUGUCGAUGACUUGAUUGACGAGUUUGCUUAUGAAACCUUGAGGCGACAAGUUAUAGCCAAAAGUCAAAGAGGGGCGAAAGAGAUACUCGAAAUGAUGAGCUGAAGAAGAGUCGAGAGACUUCCUCUUUUAUAUAUGAUGAUGAAGUGGUUGGUAGAAAUGAUGACAUGAAAGCAAUUAUGGAUCUUCUGAUAGAUACAACUACUGAAGUCAAUGAAAACAUUGCAACGAUUGCCAUAGUUGGAAUGGGAGGAUUGGGAAAA
This is a messenger RNA of Cucurbita moschata (crookneck pumpkin), 588 nucleotides long. RefSeq names its product putative disease resistance protein At1g50180. The record is from RefSeq and is a predicted model, not a curated record. NCBI's taxonomy places the organism in Eukaryota, Viridiplantae, Streptophyta, Magnoliopsida, Cucurbitales, Cucurbitaceae. The transcript has 2 exons. The coding region runs from base 104 to 430 and encodes 108 amino acids.